This is a messenger RNA of Hypanus sabinus (Atlantic stingray), 4364 nucleotides long. Its product is annotated as zonadhesin-like. The transcript is spliced from 26 exons. NCBI's taxonomy places the organism in Eukaryota, Metazoa, Chordata, Chondrichthyes, Myliobatiformes, Dasyatidae. Bases 1 to 4140 code for a protein of 1379 amino acids. Gene Ontology annotation, cellular component: membrane. Gene Ontology annotation, molecular function: protein binding. The record is from RefSeq and is a predicted model, not a curated record.
AUGCUGGAGUCUUAUGCUUCAGCUUGUGAAGCAGCUGGUGUUGCGCUGGGAGACUGGAGGCAGCAGAGUGGCUGUCCUGAGAACUGUUGUCCACUGGAUUGUAACUUUGACAAAGACCUGUGCCAUUGGGCCCAAUCCAAGAGCGAUACGUUGGACUGGACACGCAACAGAGGGCCGACACCAUCAUAUAACACAGGACCGAGCUUUGACCACACCACAGCAGGUGGUUACUACAUCUACAUUGAAGGCAACGAUGGCCAACCAGGAGACCGAGCCCAUCUGGUCAGCGGUCCAUGUGCAGAGAGAGGAGCUCACUGCAUGCGAUUCUGGUACCACAUGUAUGGAGUAGGUCAGCGCAUGGCUUUGAAUGUUUACCAGGUUGAAAGUGGAACAGCAGUGCUGAAGUGGUCUGAUUCAGGAAAUAAGGGAAACCGAUGGAUUGAAGGACAGGUUGACCUUGACCUGUCUGGAGGUUCUCAGAUCCUCCUGGAGGCGGUCCGUGGCCAAGACUACCGGAGCGAUGUUGCUGUGGAUGACAUUUCCUUUCACUUAGGAUGCUGUGGAGAGGGUUGUGGAACGACAACAACUACGAGCAUCUCAACUACAGCCAGUACCACAACGCCCGCCCUUACAGGUCAUGCCACAUGCAGCACUUCAGGAGAUCCACACUAUAAUACCUUUGACAUGCAUGUUCAUCACUUCAUGGGAACUUGCACAUAUGUGCUCUCCAAGCGAUGCAGUGAAGUUUCAGAUCUCCCUUUUUUUAGUGUGUCAGCAACAAAUGAGCAGAGAGGUGCCAAUACCAAAGUGUCCUGGGUGAAUUCUGUGCAUGUGUUAGUAUAUAACAGCACAAUUUCCAUCAUGAAAGAUCGUAAAGUCCUGCUGAAUGGAGAACGAGUAAACCUGCCUGUGUUUUUCAUGGACCUUCUAGUGAUACAGAUGAGUGGCACCUAUGUUCUACUGGAGACUGACUUUGGUUUGUUGGUGAGGUUUGAUGGUAUCCACCAUGUUGAUGUGUCAGUGCCAUCUACAUAUUCUGGACUACUUUGCGGCAUGUGUGGUAACUACAAUGGUGACCAGAAUGAUGACAUAAUUAUGCCCAAUGGUAGCUUUGCUGCAGAUUCAAAUAUGCUUGGAGAGAGUUGGCAAGUACAUGAUGGGGAGACUGAGUGCAAUCAUGGUGGAAAUGAGUUUAAAUGUGACCCAGAAGUAAUGGAAAAUGCAGAAAAAAGUACUGCUUGUGGAAUGAUUACUGAUCCAACAGGAUUGUUUAAAGAAUGCCAUGCUAAAGUUCUUCCCAAGAAUUACUUCGAUAACUGUGUUUAUGAUAUGUGCAUGGAUGAUGGGCAGUCCAGAACACUUUGCUUUGCCCUACAGACUUAUGCUGACUUAUGUACUCAAGCAGGAGUUUGUGUAGAAUGGAGAAACAAUACACUAUGCUCGUUGACCUGUCCCAGUGGAAGUCAUUAUGAGACAUGUGGGACAGGAUGUCCUGCUACUUGUAUGAACCCAUCUGUACCCAAUAGCUGUCUUGUAUCAACUGUUGAAGGAUGCUUCUGUGACCCUGGAUACAUUCUGAGUGUGGACAAAUGUAUUCCAAGCAGCCAGUGUGGCUGUGUAUAUAACAACAAAUAUUAUCAGAAGUAUGAAAGCUGGUUCACAAAUGCAAAUUGCACUGAGCGCUGUACAUGUUUGGGCAAAAAUAUUACUGUCUGUAAAGCCUGGAAGUGUGGAGUGCAUGAGAAAUGUGAAAGACAGAAUGGAGAACUAGGCUGUCAGAUGGCAGGAAGUGCAUCCUGCCAUGUUGCUGGCGGUACUCACUACUAUACCUUCGAUAAAAUCAUGUACUCAUUCUCGGGCACUUGUGCGUACACCCUGCUGAAAAUGUGUGACAACAGCAGUGUGAUCCCUAUCAGCAUCAGCAUAUUAAAUACAGGACAAGGACAACUUCCUUCAUCUUAUUUGAGGGAGAUCUACAUAGAUGUCUAUGGUGUUCGCCUUACACUACAGAGAAACAGGAGGAUUUUGCUGAAUGGAGUAAGGACCCGUACACCAAUCCCAGGUUACAUGAAAGGUAUAAAGGUUAUAACAAAUGGUAUCUACACAAUAGUUGAGACAGAUUUUGGCAUGGCAGUGAAAUAUGACGGCACUCACAAUCUUGAGAUUAGUUUGCCCAACUCAUACUAUUCAAAGGUGUGUGGUCUAUGUGGUGAUUACAAUGGUCAGCAAGUUGAUGAGUUUCGAAUGCCGAAUGGUCAAAUUGCAUCCAGCGCCAGUCACUUUGGAAACAGUUGGCAAUCAAAGGAAUUUGGCAGUCAAGGCUGUGUGUCAAGAAGCCAACAACAGAUGGACUAUCUUUGCACUCCAAAAGAGAAUCUGAUAAUUGAGUCCAAGUGCAAGGAGCUGCUGUCCAAUAAGUACCAAUCCUGCCACCCACUUGUUAACCCAGAUCUCUUCAUCAAGAAUUGUGUGCAAGAUAUGUGCAAACACAAUGGUCUGCUCUCAGCACUCUGUGAUAACAUCCAACAUUAUGCUGAUGUCUGUAAGAAACUGGGAACAGAACUUAAAUGGAGAAACAGUACUUUCUGCCCUCUUUUUUGUCCAGUGAACAGCUCCUAUGUGACUUGUGCUCCAGCCUGUCCUGCAACAUGCAACAAUAUAAAUGCAGGAUCCAGCUGUGCCAAGGCUUCCAUGUGCGUGGAAGGAUGUGUGUGUGAUGUUGGCUUUGUCCAGAGUGAUGACAGAUGUGUUUCAGUCAGUGAGUGUGGCUGCAGAGACACCAAUGAUAAUUACCAUCCUGUUGGAGAGGUGUGGCUGACACAACACUGUAUCCAAAUGUGUACCUGUAAGAAAGGUGGUGAAAUAAACUGCACAAGCUAUGGCUGUGGAUCCAACGAGCAUUGCAGCCUGAAAGCAAAUGGGCAAUAUACCUGCAGACCCACUGGGUUCAGCAAAUGCACUGCUGGGGGAAACCCAUAUUAUUUGGGUUUUGAUGGUUUGGUCCAUCACUUCACGGCUGUGAAUCGAUACACAUUGGCAGAAACAAUCGGCAUUCCGAAUAGACUGCAGGAGUUCAGAAUUUUUGGCAAAAAUGCACCUCUAAAGGAAAAGAAGGCAACUGCUCACCUGCAAGAGAUCACUGUUGAAGUCUACGGCCACACUAUUUGUUUUGAGGAAAAGCAAAAACUUGUGGUGGAUGGUGAACUGAUAAAGCCUCCGAUUCAGCCUCAUGAUGGUCUGUGGAUAUACCAAAGAUCCAAUAUGCUCCAUCUGGAAACGGACUUUGGCCUAGCUGUCAGCUUUCAUGAGAGAGCUAACUCAGAUAUCACUCUGCCGAUUAACUACAAGAAGUGGGUUCGAGGACUAUGUAAUAACUUCACAGGAAAAGGCAAAAAUGAUCUCAUGCAAUCAGAUGGAAUAAGAAAUAUGGAAAUGAAUGUUUUUGGUAAAAGUUCAGGGGUUGACAAAAAUAAUCCUAUACCUGGAGGACCAGAAGCUGCAGAGAGGCAGUGGCAGCAACCGACUACAGAUGAAAAUCUGGGAUUGGCCUUGCAGUGUAGCAAAACCGAACUGACUCUCAUAAACAGCACCAGUUACUGUGGAAUUAUUUCUGAUCCAGAUGGACCAUUCGGCAACUGCCAUAGAUUCAUCCCCCCAGAGCAGUAUCAAAUGAACUGCAUUUUCAGUAUGUGUGCCUUAUUGAAUAACACUGAGGUGCUGUGCCUGAGCCUGGAACAAUAUGCGCUACACUGUCAAGAACAAGGAGUCACUCUAGGAGAAUGGAGGAGUGACACCCUCUGUGAGAUGGUAUGUCCAGAAAACAGCCAAUACAAUAUGCAGAUGUCAGCCUGCCCUGCUUCAUGUGGUGACUUCAAUUCCCCCUCAGAAUGUGAAGCAGCCAACAUGGAGGGUUGUGAAUGCUUACCAGGCUUCAUACUCAGUGAUUUCCAAUGCGUCCCCUACAAUAAAUGUGGAUGCAUGUAUCGAAACAAGUAUUAUGAGGUUGGGGAAAAAUUUAUCACAGAAGAUUGCUCUGAAGCGUGUGAAUGCAUUGGUACUGCCACAGUUAACUGCACAAGAAUGCUGUGUACUCCCACAACUACCUGUACCACCGCUAAUCGCAUCAGAGGAUGCUACUGAUGAAAGAACAUGUUGUGUACAUUUAAAUCAAGGAAAUACAGCUCAAGGACCUAUUGGAAGAGAGGACUCACAAGAACAUGUUCAACAAGUCAUGUUAUAUCUGAUGAGAGGCGAUGAUGGUCAACUAAAAAUCAGAAACUAAUAGUAAACUGUUGUUGUCUGUCUGUUUGAUUAUUAAUUUACACAUCAAUUAUAAACUUUGCCAAGUAGGCCAAGUUUACUUA